Eriocheir sinensis (Chinese mitten crab) is the source of this 2826-nucleotide messenger RNA. It is a transcript of the gene DMAP1, whose product is annotated as DNA methyltransferase 1-associated protein 1-like. The record is from RefSeq and is a predicted model, not a curated record. Gene Ontology annotation, molecular function: transcription corepressor activity. Gene Ontology annotation, biological process: negative regulation of transcription by RNA polymerase II; chromatin remodeling; DNA repair. Lineage: Eukaryota; Metazoa; Arthropoda; Malacostraca; Decapoda; Varunidae. Gene Ontology annotation, cellular component: Swr1 complex; nucleus; NuA4 histone acetyltransferase complex. Bases 408 to 1766 code for a protein of 452 amino acids. The transcript has 10 exons.
CUUUCACACGACACGGGGCCAUUUAAUCAUCAUCAUCAGCUCUUCUCAGCAGCGCCACUCACGCGUCAGUGGCGCUGCUAACGCGCGACUCAAUUUUAGGAGCGCUGCUAAGGCCAUUUUCAGACGAGGUCACUAAGCAGCGCUAAUAAAUUGGAUUAGAGCGUAAGACUGCGUAGUAAAGUACCAAUAAGUGUAAAGAAACACCAAAGAGGACCUUUAAGAAGCAAAACACAGCGAAACAACUCAAAAGAAGAAGAAGAAGAAGGUUUAGGUCCGUGGCGCCUCGCCGAUGUAAACAAACCCGCUGGGCGCCGCUCCCUGUGUUGUGUUCCUCCCCUCUCAGGGCACUGUAGCAGCGCCUGAGCCUCCUCGCUUGUUGGCGUGGGCAGGGGUAUUCACUGGGCAAGAUGGCAGACGUGAGAGAUAUCUUGGAGUUGGAGAGGCCACCAACACCCGAGGUUUCCAAGGAAGUUAUCCUUGGCCUGCGCAAAGAUGCGCCCAAGAAGAGGAGGGAGAAGGAGGUGAUGAGGCGGCCGGAGGGGAUGCACCGGGAGCUGUAUGCACUCCUCUACUCAGACUCCAAUAAGGACCUUCCCCCUCUGUUGCCCUCAGACAGUGGCCAGGGCUACAAGAGUGUCAAGGCCAAGUUGGGGAUGAAGCGUGUGCGGCCUUGGAAAUGGAUGCCAUUCACCAACCCAGCACGCAAAGAUGGGGCUAUUUUCUACCACUGGCGCCGAACUUGUGAUGAGGGGAAGGAAUACCCCUUUGCUAUGUUUAAUAAGAAAAUAGAGUUACUGAGUUAUUCAGAUGCAGAGUACAGUGAGCAUUUACUCUGUGACGGGUGGACAAGGGCUGAGACAGACACGCUGUUUGAGCUGUGUCACCGCUUUGACUUGCGCUGGCCUGUCAUUCAUGACCGCUGGCCCUCGCACCUCACACCACGCUCCAUAGAGGACCUGAAGGAGCGUUACUACAAUGUCACAAACUUACUCAAGAAGGUAAACAAUCUGUCCGGUCCUGAAGGCAAGAUUGUUAACUAUGAUGGUGACCAUGAGCGUCGCCGCAAGCAACAGCUGCUCAAGCUGUGGGACAGAACACCCAAACAGAUAGAGGAAGAGCAGCAGCUAAUAAAUGAACUGCGCAAAAUUGAGGCUCGCAAGAAGGAGAGAGAGAAGAAGACCCAGGACCUUCAGAAGCUGAUCAAUGCUGACACUGAUGCCCGCAAGAUGACCAAAACCACUAAAAAGAAGAUUCAACAGACAAAGGUGGCAAAGCUGGACACAGCACCCCUGAGCCUGGAGAGCUGCACGGGCAUAAAGUUCCCAGACAUUAAGUCAUCAGGAGUCAGCCUUCGAUCACAGCGCAUGAAGCUGCCUGCCAGUGUGGGACAGAAGAAAGUGAAGGCAAUAGAACAGCUUCUAAAUGAGCUGAAUCUGGAGAAUAGUCCCAUGGCUGUUGAGGAAGUGUGUCUGCUGUUCAACGACCUGCGCUCAGACUUGGUGCUCAUGUACGACCUGCGCACCAUCCUCCUCAACUACGUCUUUGAGCUGCAGACCCUCAAGCACCAGUGUGAGAGUGUCAUGCCAGACAAGGUGUUGGAGAUCCCUGAGGCACUUACCAUCAACACUGGGGAGGAGUCACCAAGCCGGCCUCGUGCUAUAUCAGAGAUGAUUGAUGCAGUUGCCACACCCAGCACCCCUAAUAGAAAGCGGAAAGCAGCCUUAGAACAGAGCAAUGUUCUAAAGAAGAUAAAAGCCCGUACUUAGGCUUUUGGCUCAGGGUAAAGCUGUGCUCACAACCAUUAAGCAACUCUAUUCCCAACAAUGUAUUUUGACUUUCCUCCAAAUGUUUGGUGGCAUACAGGAUGGUGUUUAGUCUAAAGAUUAAUAGUGAUAUGUGGUGUUCAAAUAAGAUGGCAAUUUUUGUUCCUCUAAGAGGUCAGUAUUAUAAUUUCUCAUAACAUAAUAAUUUAGAAGCCUUCAGUUUUCUUGCCUUUAUCACAGGAAAAAUUAUCACCACCCCAAAUUUUACAGUAAGCUAAGUGAGCCUAAUACUGCAUGCAUAUCACCUGGAAUAUCGCUCAUUUGUGUGUGUGUGUCUGUGUGUGUGUGUGUGUGUGUAUAUAUAUAUAUAUAUAUAUAUAUAUAUAUAUGAGAAAGAAUCUGAAAUUUAUUAGCCACACAAAUCUCUCAGUACAUGAAAAAUACAUUUAACAUUGCAUAGAAAACAAGCACAUAGACGUGAUACAACAAGAAUUAUACACAAAGCAAAAGCUUGUGAAUCCGAUAAAAGUAAUUUGUGCUAUUAAGCUGCAAGUUUGUGCUACUACAAAAGAAUAAGAAGCACAGAAUGCAAACAAGUUGGUUAGAAAUGCUUGUGAAAUUAGGAGUGAAGGGAGUACAGGAUUGAAGGUCAUUUAAAGAAGUGUUUAAGGGUCAAGAGGAGAGGGUUCAGUACAACAGAGUAGUGGAAGUCAAAGGACUGGAAAUCUUUUGACUCCUGUUUCACAUGAGCAGGUCACUGCAGAAUUGAUCACAAAUCCAUCCAGUGUUUGACCCUUUCUGUUAAAUUCAACUACAUAUUAAUCGUAAGAGAGGUGCUGACUGGUCGGGUGGUAAAUUUUGGCUUGAAAUUUUUUCCAAUAGUGAGCCCUAAAAGUAGAUCCAUAUACUGCUCAUUUCCUGUAAAAGUUUUGUAGUCAUACAAUAUUUUCCUGCUCAAAAGAUUAUUAUAAUUACUUUUGAAUGCACCUCCGCAAAAUUUUCCCUUUUCAAUGUGUUUUUUGUUUAUAUAUAACAUAGUCUUUUUAAUAAAUACCAUGUUGUC